AUGGUAAAAGCCGUAGGAGUGGUGAUUCUGUUCCUGAUGGUGGCGGCCUUCACUGUAGUUGUGGAGGCUCAAAUGGUGAAGCAGAACUACUCAAUCAACUCCCCCGCCACCGCCUGCUGCAACGACUGCACCUGCACUAAGUCCGACCCACCUCAAUGUGAGUGCAAUGACUGGGGAGAAGCUUGUCACUCUGCUUGUGAGCGUUGCAUCUGCCGUCUUAUAUAUCCUCCCCGCUGUCGUUGCUAUGAUACCACCCCCUUUUGCUUUCACAAAUGUUCCUCUUCUUCUGUUAAACCUUCCGGCCAGAAUCCUUAA
Molecule: messenger RNA, 315 nt
Organism: Neltuma alba
Lineage: Eukaryota; Viridiplantae; Streptophyta; Magnoliopsida; Fabales; Fabaceae
Product: Bowman-Birk type wound-induced trypsin inhibitor-like
Exons: 1
Coding region: 1-315 (104 amino acids)
Cellular component (GO): extracellular region
Molecular function (GO): serine-type endopeptidase inhibitor activity
Source: RefSeq, a predicted model, not a curated record